AUGAAACUUUUGGAAAUAGUCACAGUCAAGGGUUACAAUUUGUUCCCAACCGAUUGGUUGCCUGCUCGACUCCCGCAACAUCCUUCAGUGACUCAUCAGCCCACAGCAGCCAUGGAGGCUCGUGAAGUGCCGCUUCUGUGUCAUAACCCCCUGUUGUGCCAUCUCGCCGUCGCUCUUUCUGCGAGACUAUCUCGCUGCCCCUCAUUCUUCCCAACCAUAGUUGGCGGCCUCGUCGCCCUCCCCCCCCCGCGCGGCUCGGUCGCCGCCCUUUCGCGACCUCGUCGCCGCCCCUACGCGGCUUCGUCGUCGCCCCUACGCGGCCUCGUCGCCGCCCAUACUCGACUCCGUGGCCUCCCUCCCCUUCGCGGCUCUGUUGUCGCCUCUUCGCGGCUUCGUCGCCGCCCCUCGCCGCCCUUCGCGGCCCCUCCAGGACCCGUCGCGGUCCCCCCUUUCCUCUCGUCUGCAGCCGCUGCCGCCGCAGAGCCUACAGCAGCAGCCGCGGCCGGACCUGCAGUAGCAACCGCCGCCGAGCCAGCAGCAGCAGCCGCGGUCGGACCUGCAGUAACAACCGCCGCCAGACCUGCAGCAGCUGCCGCGGCCCAGCCUGCAGCAGCUGCCGCCGCCGAGCCUGCAGCAGCUGCCGCCGCCGAGCCUGCAGCAACAGCCGCGGCAGAGCCUGCAGUCGCAGCCGCCGCCAGCCCUGCAGCAGCGGCCGCCGCCGACCCUGCAGCAGCAGCUGUCGCCUACCCUGCAGCAGCUGCCGCCGCCGAACCAACAGCAGCAGCCGCCGCCGGACCUACAGCAGCGGCCGCCGCCGACCCUGCAGCAGCUGCCGUCGCCGAGCCAGCAGCAGCAGCCGCCGCCAGACCUGCAGCAGCUGCCGCCGCCGAGCCUGCAGCAGCAGCCGCCGUUCGAGAAUACCACAGCAGCCGCCGCCGUCCCUGCAGCAGCGGCCGUUCCCGAGCCUUCAGCAGCUGCCGCCGCCGUCACUGCCACGGCACUGCCCUGCCCUACCGCGCUACUGCUGCUGCUGUCACUGCUACUGACACUACGACUGUUACUCCUACUGCUACUAUGGCUAGCCCUCCUGUGCUAGCCUUCGAUGCUGAGGGCCGCCCAAAAAAGUUUGAUACCUGGCUAGAUGACCUGCACCUCUUCCUACAGCUCACUGCCAAGGAGGACAUUUCACUGUACGAUCACGCCCUAGGCCAUGCUACUGCCCCUGACACUACUGCUGACAGCACUCUGCGCUCCCAGUGGCAGACCCUUGCUCGUUACUCCUCACCUGCGUCUGCCGCACUAGGCCGCCUCUCACUCCCCUAUCUGUUCCCCGACCUGGCCUCCUUUCACACUGUUGCUGACCUCAUCACCCACCUCAAGACUAGUGAGGCCCGCUUUCGCGCUGCUAUGCCUGCCGAGUUCCUUGCUAGCAACCCCCCCCCGCUCUGGCUCACUCUCUACCACAUUGUCACCCGCCUCCCUGACUCUCUGCGCACAGUCAGGGAUUCCUUUCUAGCUCGCUCCCCUACUGAGCUCACCAUUGCCCUCCUCGAGAAGGACCUACUUGCAGCUGAGGCGAGCAUCGUCGCCGUAGGUGCCUCUCGUGGCGAGCCCCGCACCCCCUUCUUUGAGGGGUGUUCCCCUUCCCCCCUUCUCCCCUCUGUCGCCUCUGCUUCUGCUGUCGACCUCCUUGGUGCUGAGAAGGUCGGGACCGCGUCUGCUCCGAGCGGGCGCCGCAGGACCAAAGGAGGCAAGGGUGGAGGUGGCGGCGGGGGAGGCGGGGGUGGAGGCGGUGGGGGUGGAGGAGGGACUAGAGAGGCUAGUGGCGGCAGUGGGGGUAGUGACGGCAGCGGCGGAGGCGGUGGCAGGGGCGGGGGCGGCAGCGGGGGCGGCGGUGGUCGUGGCAGCGGCAGGGGAGGGGGUGGUCGAGGAGGUGGCAGCGGCGGUGGUGGUCGUGGAGGCGCUGGCGGUGGUCCGAGCCAGCAGCACACUCCGUCGCUCCAGGAGGCCCGUGAGUGGUAUGCGCAGCGUGGGGGGGCGGGUGGCCUUAGCUGCACGUACGUCAUCCGCACUGGUGACCGCGCUGGUCAGACGUGUGGGAAGCCGCACCCCACGCCGCGCUGUUUCGCGCGCCUUGACGACGCUUGGCGCACUCAGUUCCCUGACGGCAAUGAGCUGCCCCGCUGGUUUGAUCUGGAGAAGAAGGGUGUUGAUAUCUGGGCUUUAGACUUUGAUGCUAUUCUCACUGAUAUGUAUGCUAUGUUUACUAGUGGAGAGGGUGCUCAGUACUUGUGUGUUCCGCCCGACCCGGGCAUUCUCACCAGUGAGGCUGCUGCUCUAGGUGCUAGUGCGUCUGCAGCUCCAGGUGCUCGCGUGUCUGCCACCUCAGGUGACGGUGAGGCUGUCGCUCUAGGUGCUGCUGAGUCUGUCUCCCCUGGUACUGAGUCGACUGCGGCACUGCACACCUUCACACUGGACUCGGGUGCUUCUCGCUGUUUCUUUCGAGAUCGCACUGCCCUUGAGCCACUCGCUCGGCCAGUUGCUGUCUCCCUCGCUGACCCCUCUGGGGGUCCGGUCAUUGCGACCUCCUCCACUGUUCUUCCCUGUCCUGCGGACGGGGGUGUUCACCAGUUCACCCCUGCCUACGAGCGCGUGACACACUGCACGUGUGCUCGGACGGGCCGUCACCUGGCUACCUUCACUCGAGAGCCGGGGUCGGACCUGUACACACUGACCACUGAGUCCCCUCAGGUAGCUACGUCUGCGUCUGCGUCUGCGUCAGGUCAGCUGUCCGCCCCCUGCUCGUGUCGCUCUCUGGCGCAUGAGACUGUCCUCUGGCACCACCGCCUUGGUCACCCGUCUGUGCAGCGCCUUCGGGCCAUGCACAAACAGGACCUUGUUGCUGGUCUUCCCAGGGUUCUCCCUCCCCUCCCACCCUCGCCUGCUCCUCCCUGUCUUCCCUGUGUCGAGGGGCGGCAGCGCGCCACUCCUCACUCCUCCUCCUUUCCCCAGACGACUGCUCCUUUGCAGACGCUCCACUUGGACGUGUGGGGCCCAGCCCGCGUCCGUGGACAGGGUCAGGAGAGGUACUUCCUGAUUGUUGUUGACGACUUCUCGCGCUACACCACGGUCUUCCCCUUGCGCACCAAGGGUGAGGUCCCUGAUGUCUUGAUCCCUUGGAUCCGCAGAUCUCGUCUCCAGCUCAGUGAGCGUUUCCACUCCGACUUUCCUGUCCUGCGUCUGCACUCUGACAGAGGUGGGGAGUUUUCCUCCGGCCUCUUGGAGGCCUUCUGUCAGCAGGAGGGCAUUGCGCAGUCGUUCACGCUUCCGGCCUCUCCACAGCAGAAUGGGGUUGCUGAGCGCCGCAUUGGCUUGGUCAUGGAGGUCGCUCGUACCUCCUUGGUUCAUGCGGCUGCCCCCCAUUUUCUGUGGCCGUUUGCAGUCCGAUACGCUGCGCAUCAGCUCAACCUCUGGCCCCGAGUCUCCCUCCCGGAGACUUCUCCGACCCUGCGUUGGACGGGAGAGGCUGGCGAUGCGUCGCGUUUUCGGGUCUGGGGAUCCCGAGCUUUUGUUCGAGACACGUCCGCGGACAAGCUCUCCCGUCGCGCUGUCCCCUGUGUCUUCCUUGGCUUUGUCCCGGACGCCCCUGGUGCUGAGGUACCAGACCCCCUCCCCCCUCAGGGUGCCGCUCCCUCAGGUGUGUCCCAGGUAGACCCGGGUGAGCCUGUCGAGGUAGCUGUCGACUCUCGUCCUGCUAGGGGUGCUGAGCCUGGGGGUGCUGAGCCUGGGGGUGCUGUGUCUGGGGGUGCUGAGCCUGGAGGUGCGGAGCCUGGAGGUGCGGAGCCUGGGGGUGCUGAGCCUGGAGGUGCGGAGCCUGGCGGUGCGGAGCCUGGAGGUGCUGAGUGUGGGGGUGCUGAGUCAGGGAGUGCUGACCUUGAGCGUACUACACCUGGAGGACCCCUCUCCUCCCCACAGCUGCAGGAGAGGUACCUACAGUACUGCCGCCUCCGGAGAGGUGCUACUGGAGCUCGUCCCGGUACUUCCCCUCCUCCCCAGGAGCUCCCCCCCAUUCAGCAGAUCCGAGAGUGGUACACGCGGCGCUGCAGUCUUCGGAGUGGUGCUCCUGGUGCUGCGGACCCUGGGGGUGGCGCUGCUACUGGUGCUGAGGACCCGGGCGUUGGGGCUGCUGCUGGUGCUGAGGACCCGGGCGUUGGAGCUGCUGCUGGUGCUGAGGACCCGGACGUUGGAGCUACUGCUGGAGCUGAGGACCCGGACGGUGGAGCUGCUGCUGGUGCUGAGGACCCGAGCGGUGGAGCUGCUGCUGGUGCUGAGGACCCGAGCGGUGGAGCUGCUGCUGGUGCUGAGGACCCGGGAGUUGGAGCUGCUGCUGGUGCUGAGGACCCUGCCGCUGGUGUCUCUGCUGGUUCUGGAGACGCUGUGCGGCCGCGACCGUACUUCGUACCACUUCUUCAGCAGGUUCUUGGUCAGGCUCCUCCUCCUUGUCCUCCUCCCUCCGUAGAGUGUCCUCCGCCUGUCCAGUCGCAGUCACAGUUCCCGCCUGCCUCGCCUCUCCCUUGUCCCUCUCCUUACACUGGUCCCACAGGAGGUCUUGCAGAGCGUCGUGAGCCUGCGUCUCGUCCUGCGUCGCCUGUUCGUACUGCUCGCACUGGUCGUCGUGUCCCACGUGAGCGUCCUCCUCCUAUCCCUGGCACUCACUACAUGACUCUGCGUCCCUCCACUGCUCCUCAGCGUGUUCCGCUGCCGUCUCCUCCUGCGUCCUCUCUGCCUACUCUUCCUGAUCCGGAGUCUGACUCCCGUCGUGCUGCCAGUCCCACUGUCACCCGUCUCCUCGCUACUGUUGUCACUAACCCUACCUUUGAGUCCUCUGCUGCGUCUGCUCUGGUCGCUGAGUUGAUAGACUUUGCUGCCCGCUGUCGUCUAGACUACGCCACUAGCCUUGUUGCUGAGUCUGAGUCUGAAUCUGUCUGUCCUCCGUCCGUCGGGGGUGAAUGUGCUCUUGGCACGGACGUCCUUGAGGACAGACAGGAGGAGUUCCAGUGCUUUGCUGCUGCUUUACCCCACCUCGUGUCCAUGCUAGUUGCCCCUGAGGGAGACCCGGAUGCACCAGACAUCCCGACCCCGCGCACUUACGCUGAGGCGAUGGCUGGUCCCUACUCCUCUCAGUGGCAGACAGCCAUGGACGCUGAGAUGGCUUCCUGGAAGUCCACACGCACCUACGUCGACGAGGUUCCCCCACCUGGGGCGAACAUCGUCAGUGGCAUGUGGAUUUUCAGGGUGAAGCGGCCACCGGGUUCUCCUCCUGUCUUCAAGGCGCGCUACGUGGCUCGAGGCUUCAGUCAGCGAGAGGGAGUUGACUUCUUUCAGACCUUCUCCCCCACCCCGAAGAUGACCACUCUUCGGGUGCUGCUACACAUAGCCGCUCAGCGCGACUACGAGCUUCACUCACUUGACUUCAGCACUGCUUUCUUGCAGGGCAGCCUGCACGAGGAGAUCUGGCUGCGCCGCCCUCCUGGCUUCACUGGGUCGGUUCCUCCUGGUACCCAGUGGAGGCUCCAGCGGCCGGUCUACGGUCUCCGCCAGGCACCGCGUGAGUGGCACGACACACUGAGGACGACACUUGCAGCUCUUGGGUUUGCUCCCUCUACUGCUGACCCGUCACUGUUUCUACGCACAGACACCUCACUGCCGCCGUUCUACAUCCUCGUGUACGUCGACGACUUGGUCUUUGCCACUGCUGACACCGCGGCACUCGCCCACGUGAAGUCGGAGCUGCAGAGGAGACACACGUGCACAGACCUGGGUGAACUGACAAGCUAUCUUGGCUUGCGGAUCACCUGGGACAGAGCACGGCGCACCAUCACCUUGACUCAGUCACACAUGGUGCAGCAGAUCCUUCAGCGCUUCCGCUUCACGUACUCCUCGCCUCAGUCCACUCCUCUGCCUACCGGUCACUCGCUCUCAGCUCUGCCUUCGGAUGAGUCCGUAGAGCCGAGUGGCCCGUAUCCAGAGCUUGUGGGCUGCCUCAUGUACCUGAUGACCUGCACUCGACCUGACCUUGCAUACCCUCUUAGCAUCCUUGCACGCUAUGUCGCUCCUGGCCGUCACAGGAAGGAGCACAUGGAUGCUGCUAAGAGGGUGUUGCGCUACUUGUGCAGUACGUCAGGCAUGGGGCUAGUGCUUGGAGGGCGAGACCGAGUUGUACUUACUGGACACUCAGACGCUUCUUGGGCGGACGACCAGGCUACUCAGCGGUCGUCUCAGGGUUACACCUUCAGCCUUGGCUCCGGCUCAGUUUCUUGGCGUUCUACACGCUCUUCUUCUGUUCUCAGCUCCAGUUGUGAGGCUGAGAUCUACGCCACAGCCAUGGCUGCCCAGGAGCUACGCUGGUUGACCUACCUGCUGACCGACUUGGGUGAGCGGCCUCGUUCUCCUCCAGUGCUGUACGUCGACAACCAGGCUGCCAUUGCCUUGUGUGAGGAGCACAGACUUGAGCACAGAACGGAGCUGCAGCAGCGCGGUCAGCUUUGUCUGCGUUACGUGGCCACUGAGGCCAACCUUGCUGAUGUGUUCACCAAGGCGCUUCCGCCUUGUGACCAUCAGCGCUUCUGCACUCUGCUAGGCCUUGUGCCUACUGGACCUCACUUGCUUACUUCUUGA
This is a messenger RNA of Closterium sp. Yama58-4, 6678 nucleotides long. Lineage: Eukaryota; Viridiplantae; Streptophyta; Zygnematophyceae; Desmidiales; Closteriaceae. The record is from the annotation of a GenBank genome assembly.